AGCGGACCCUCAGACUGCAGCCCUCUUUUGCUUUGCCCCGAACACUCGACGAAAAAAAGUGACAUGGAGGGAGACAUAGUAUCCCACACCAAGUCACAUUUUGACCAUGCGAACGAAAUCACUGAACUACUCAACAUCCUGCUAACUGGAACCGAUGCGGACAAGGGCGCGAAAAUUAUUAAACGUUUAAGCGAGAUUCUCGACAUGUACCAAGAACAAUCUCAUUUGAUGGAUCCCUACUUGGAGAACCUUGUUGGGCCUGUCAUUGUGAAACUCAGAGAAUAUGUGGAGCGUCCACAAGAUUUUUCACCCAAUUCGACAGGGCACUUGCUUUUCCGAUAUCUCUACUUGGUAACAAAAACGCGGGGAUACAAGACCGUAGUGAAAUUCAUGUCGCAUGAUGUUGCUGAUUUGGAGCCCGUUUUCGAAUUUUUAUGCGUCAUGGAUGAUCGAUCCGUACCCUGGGAGACACGCUAUAUCUGUUUCAUUUGGCUAUCGCUGAUUUGUAUGAUCCCGUUUGAUCUAAAACGCGUCGAUAGUGCAUCCAACACUGAGGCUUCGUUGAUAUCGCGAAUGUUUAAUGUGUGUAAAGAGUUUCUGAAAUCAACAGGAAAAGAACGUGAUGGUGCUGGUUUAUUGUUAGCACGAUUACUUAGCAGACGCGAUAUAGGCGAUGCAUUAAUGCCUUAUAUCGACUGGACAAAGAUGCGACUUAAUUCAGAUGCAGAUGUAUUUGAGAUUACCGGUAUUCUAUCAAGCUUGUGCUCAAUAUACAUAUACGCAUCACGUGAAGUGCUAUUGCCAACGCUGGACAAUGGUGUGAUACCACUGCUUACGAUGGAUUUCUUCGAUAAAUACGAGAACAACUCUUUGGUUCGCAAACUACGUACAAAACUUACUCAACGCGUUGGAUUAUGCUAUCUCAAACCAAAAAUUGCACCAUGGAGGUAUCAACGCGGCCAUCGCUCAAUGCGACAGAAUCUGGGCGACGGGUCAUCCACUGCAACAGCAAAAGCAGGUGAUCUGAUAGAUCUUGAGAGUGGUAGUCAAGGUAACACUGAUGACGACGAAUACGUAUCGGAUAAUCUGGAAACUGUGAUUGAUAUUCUGCUUAAUGGCUUGCGUGACAAGGAUACUAUUGUGCGAUGGUCUGCCGCUAAAGGCAUUGGUCGCAUUACCCAACGAUUGCCACAUGAACUUGCUGAAGAUGUGAUUGAUUAUUUGCUGGAACUAUUCCAAGAAAACACGCUGAUAAGCCCAUCCACUCUCAAACUGGAUCUGAGUGCUGUCUCAGAUAGUACAUGGCACGGUGCUUCACUUGCAGUUGCAGAACUCGCUCGUCGUGGACUAUUGCUUCCUCACCGUUUGAAAGAAACCAUCCCAUGGAUUAUGCUGGCGUUGAAAUUCGAUUUAAAGCGAGGAUCCCACUCGAUUGGUGCACAUGUACGCGAUGCAGCUUGUUAUGUAUGUUGGUCAUUCGCAAGAGCAUACGCGCCCUCUGUAAUGGAACCGUUUGUCGGUCAUAUUGCCAAAAACCUAGUGGUCGUAUCUGUGUUCGAUCGAGAAAUUAAUGUUCGUCGCGCAAGCAGUGCCGCUUUUCAAGAGAAUGUGGGGCGACAGGGUAUUUUUCCGUGUGGUAUAGACAUCAUCCAGCUAGCUGAUUAUUUUAGCCUUGGUAACCGGAGCAAUGCUUUCUUAAGCGUCGCUUUUGAAAUCGCGAAAUACAAAGAUUAUACCGACACUUUGGUCAACCAUUUGGUAUCAACCACCACAAGACAUUGGGAUAAGGCAAUGCGCGUGUUGGCUGCAUCUGCUCUACAAAGACUUGCUACGUUGCAACCGUAUUACUUUAUCAAUUUGAUACUACCUGAUCUCGCUCCUUAUGCUGUACAUAAAGACAUGCAGAUUUCACAUGGCGCUCUACUUGCAACCGCAGAGAUCUGCCUUGCAUUGAAACAGUGCAGAGACAACGAUACUGAGCUGGAAGCUUAUUGGCAAUCCAAGCAGCAGCUAAUUAAAGAGCUGGGCUCGAUCCCUUCCCGGAUUCCUCCAAAGUCACUGACUACGUUUGGGUCUGAACAUAUUCGAGAAGCUGUCUGCCGACUUGUUGAAUCUAUGGCUAUUGUGCAUAUACCAAACUUUCCGAUUGUUGUCGAAAAGCAAGUUAUGACGACGGCUUUAGAUACUUGGAAGAAUAUGGUACAUUCAUCGCUGGAACGCAAGGAAGAAAAUGUGCAGGAAUUUGCCGUUGCUGCCUUUGGUGCAAUUGCCGCUACAUAUGGUAUAUCAAAGGAAGAGACGUAUACAUGCUUAGACAAAAUUGCCUCUGCACGUUUGGUGUAUGGCCGACGAGGCUACGCUCUUGCUCUAGGCAAGGUGUCGUAUCUGGUAGAUGACCGAAGAGCCUGGCUUCCAGAUGUUCUAAGACAUCUAUGCUCGGCGGCCCAAGUCCAGCAGGAGCAACAAGCAAAUGAUGCAGAAGCGAAGCGUAAUGCGGUGAUUGGUUUGAGGAAUAUCAUUGUCAACGUUGACGGCGAGUUCAAGCAAGUGUUGUCAAAAGAUGAUUUCGAGGCGCUGCUGAAUAGCCUACAACUCUGUCUGGCGGAUUACAGCACGGACCAGCGCGGCGACGUUGGUUCGUGGGUUCGCUCAGCUAGUAUGGAAUGUUUACAGUGCUUGUUACCCCUCAUUGCUCGAAUUGACGCAACCUCGCCUCCAGAGACGUGCUUUUUGACAACUACGGGUAUUACACGCGUCAUUGCUGCUUUGCUAAAGCAGAGUGUAGAGCGCAUUGAUCGAGUGCGAGACUGUGCCGGCACAGUGCUAUGUGAUUUGCUUUAUACAAAGAGCACCAAAAAUCCAGUGCUAUUAGAUAUACCCAAUCGAGAAAUGUUAGAAAAAUACAUAACAAGUGACAUAUCUUGGUCAUCACCAGCUGAUCUUUAUCCAGUGAUGACACAUAUCCUGAGUGCCGAACCAUAUCGUUUUGAAUUAUUGACAGGUUUAAUCUCUAGUGCCGGUGGUUUGACAGAGUCAUUGGUACGCCACUCAAGCUCUUGCCUGAUCGAUUAUAUGAACAGCUUACCAACCACUUCAUCAUAUGGUUCCGUAUCACUAGAAAAUAUGGCACGUAACCUACUUCAGAUCUUCACAAACUAUGAAAAACAGGAUCGCGUAAUACUACCUUUAAUGGAUGUUGUUGGACUGCUGUAUGAAUCUGGAACGCUUGGUAAAAUAGAGAAAGAUGUCAUACAUAAUAAUUUCCUCAUCGCUGUACGCAAAGAGUGCUUCAAAAGUAAAAAUAUUCGCAAGCUUCUGUCAGCAACAAAAGUGUACGCUGGUAUGACGUCGUUGCAGUGUAGCCAAGUCAAAGUCAAGGCGAUUCAGCAAAUGCUGUCUUAUCUCAUCCAUGCGUUCCCAAGGGUGCGGAUGGAAGUGUCGGAUCAGCUCUACACGUACAUAUCCGUGCUUGACGACGAAGAAAUGACUGAAGGAACAAUGAAGGCAGAGGAGAUUAUCACAGGAACCGAUUGGUCGGGGGCAUUGCCCGAGAUUAAAGCUACACGCGAUAAGCUUUACGGUCUCCUAAAAGUACCGAAACCUGUACUUAAGGCUACCAAAAAGUAAAUCGGUGGCUUAUUCCUUGAUAUUUUUCAUGCAUGAAUUUUAAAAAAAGUGAAUCCCUUUGUA
Messenger RNA from Zychaea mexicana, 3690 nucleotides. Its product is annotated as tubulin folding cofactor D C terminal-domain-containing protein. The coding region runs from base 64 to 3627 and encodes 1187 amino acids. The transcript has 18 exons. The record is from RefSeq and is a predicted model, not a curated record. Gene Ontology annotation, biological process: microtubule cytoskeleton organization; post-chaperonin tubulin folding pathway; tubulin complex assembly. Gene Ontology annotation, molecular function: GTPase activator activity; beta-tubulin binding. Lineage: Eukaryota; Fungi; Mucoromycota; Mucoromycetes; Mucorales; Lichtheimiaceae.